AACGAUGUUGUAGUAGAGGUUCCAUAAAGUUGAGGAUUGUUGUCACCUUCACCGAGGUCGCUUAAUUGAUAAUUGAUUGUUACUAAAUGCAGUGUUGCGUUGGUAGUGAGGUUUUGGUAUUGUUUUUUGUUUUGUUUUUUUUUUUUUUUGAGGGAAAUUAGUUGGAAGAUUCUUUUGGUGAUUGGGAUGGAAUGAUUAAUAGUGGUGUGCGGUGUUUAUGACUUUGGAUUCAAAUUUAAUUUGCAGUGCGGAGGAGAGGAGAUAGCCAGGGAUUGAGGAAUGAUGCACAGCUUGGAAGCUAGAAGAGGGUGUCAAAGUGCGCCGUUCUUUUGCAGUCUGCUGGAUUCUAAGUAACUACAUCAAAGGGUGGAAGUGUGGGUUUGGAAGGCCCUGAAAUCGGAGAAGCGUAUUUGAUUUAGGGCUGCCUCUGUAUCUAGUCUCGAGAGGGCUGAGUGGAUCGAGAGUUGUUAGAUUGAGAAGUUUUUGAGGGUGAAUUAGAAGGAAGGAUUGAAAGAGUUCCGAUGGGAGGUUCGGAAGAGGUCAGAGGUUUGAUGCCUACUCUCGAGGAGGCUCUUGAAGAGGCGGAGAGACUCGCUGUUAAGACAUCGACGACGCCGAACCUAGAGCAGGUGUUGGAAAUUGCGGCGUCGGAGUCUUCGCACCCUUCUGUGGCAGCCGUGUGGCGAGAUACGUCGGAGUUCUCUACCCAUGGUGACGCCUUGCUCCCGAGCAGUAGGGUUGACUCCUUGAUGAUCGAGGACACCGUGACGCCUCAGGCAGUGGGGCAUGCACUGGUGAAGGCAGCCCACGGAGGAUAUGUCAAAUGUGUUCGUUGCCUACGGGAGAUCCAGAAAGAAAAGCUUACCAGGAGCAUACUUGUUGGCCGUUUCAAUGCUUUUGCGUUUCUGAAAGCUGCGGAAAAUGGUCACCAAGAGGUCAUUCGAGAGCUCCUUCGGCCGAUGAUGUCCGCGAGCACGGCCAUGAUGGGAUAUGUCAUAGCGACGAGGUGGAAAGUGAAAGAACCGUCGUCUUAUCCAUUCGUGAAGCCGCCUGUCAACGUCCCAGGGAAGGACUGGAAUGGCAAGCUGGCAUCCACCAAGAGCAUGCUCCCCGCUGCCACGCCAAUCUUUUGCCCUGGGGGUUGGGAUCUCAGAGGUUUGCCCGGGGUUCCCGAGGAGUUGCACGAUUGUAUCCGCGCGACUUACAGCAUCUACUUGCUUUGGCAGGCGGCGGUAAUCUCUGCUGCCCACUGUCAUGUUGAGGUGUUUAAAGUUUUGCUUCGGCAACGCGCUUUGGAGAACACCAUGUUGGCCGACUCUUUUCACGACACCUCGGGACCUAAGAAAGGUUUCGAUCAAGACGGGAAGAAGAUCAUCAGCGAUCGUGCCAAAAUGGACACGCUUAUGUAUCAAUUGGUGGAGGAGUUGAGCACUAAGAACUACCAUGACGGCAUCCUGUAUGCCUUAUGGGGACACAUUCAACGAGGAGGACGUGAUUCUCCGCGACCCGAAGCUGGCCGGCCUCGAUGCUUGGCCAAGGCGACGAAUGGCCUCUGGGAGAUGCAAUUAGAAGUCCCGCUUCUGAUGAUGCCUGUAGAACAUGCAUUGCCAGAUGAGGAACCCUUCCGCCGGUACAAGCAGCUCACGCAGCUCUUUAGUCAACGAGCGAAAGUCAAUAUCCAGCUCACAGCCAUUGUUGAAGCUCUUCCAAAUUGUCUUCAGGUUGUCGUAGGGAUCAAGCAUGUGAGGUUCAAAGUGGAGAACUCUCGAUGGGACCCUGAGUGCAUGGGUCAUUUCCCAUGCUUGGUCACGUUAUCGGUGACACCAGUGACAAAGGAGGGGACCGGAGUGACAAUGACGAACUCGAGCUCCAACAUUAUUGUCAAGAUUGGAAAAAUGGAGAGAGUGCAAAUUGGUACUAAUGCAGGAGAUGGUUCGACUCGAGGUAUCAGUGGCGGGAUGGGAGCUUCGGCCACCGUGGGUGUGACGUCCACAAUGAAGAACAAGCCAUGGAGGUUCGAGCAGCUUCCUUUGAAGGAUGAACGUGGGGGCAGCUUUGUAUGGACACUACAAUCAAUGAAAGGAGUAAUGUUCGACCGGACUAAUCCCAUGCGCAUGGCUGAGAGAAAUUCUAAGUGGAGGUUCGGAAGGCGGAUGCCAAGCAACCCGCUGGAUGAGCUUCCCUUCACUAGCGAAGGAGGUGUCAUUUUUACUAAUGCCGAGUUUGACGAUACCAUGAUGUGGCGCUUCCCCAAGCACAUGGAUGGGAAGAAAAUGAGGUGGAGCAUAGAGGGUCAAAUCCACUCUACCUACACUACCACACGCUACUUUGAGACGCGCAUGGCCACCUUCUGUGGUGACAUUGAAGAGCCACUCAAGCCUCUGGAAGUGAAGGACAAGAAUGCCACAAAAAAGGGCGGAGACGAAAAUGUGGAGAAGGUCGAGAAAUCUCCAAAGAAUGAGGAGCAACCUGCGAAGGCUGAGAAAACCCCCAAGCCCGAAAGUUCUUCCAAACCUGAAAGUUCUCGAAUCACUCCUCUAGAUUAUACCGAAGCUGAGUACCUAGAAUUUUUGGAGUUCAAGAAAUUUAAACAGAGAAUGCAAAGACAAAGCCUUGGAUCGAUCGAGGCCCUAAAUUAUUCUGAAAAGGAAAGCAUUCCAAGAGGGCAUAGCCUUGGUUCGAACGAGGAACUAGACGGCCGAUUAAAGACAGACAAAGACAUUGUGGGGUUUGUUGUUCCACAGAGGGAUAUCCUCGGCAGUCAAGUAGCAAUCGAAAUAAUGCAAAGAAAACAGGACCCUGAGCGGCACCACCAUGAUGAGCGGCAUCAACGUACUAGUAGACCUCUCGAUGAAGACAGGUUCCAUUCUAGUCUUAGCCCAGCUGGUAGUGGGAAUGGACCAGGGUUACAUGGUUCUUCUGAAGAGGAUUCAGGUAACCGAGGUGAACUCUGGAAGCGGAGGAUUGCUGCUUCACGGGCGAGUGACGAUGUCGAUAGUAGUAUCUUCACUGAAGAUGAAGGAAUCAGCAGUAGCGAAUCUUCCAACAAUAAUGGUAGACGUAUCACUGGUUUGUCGGUGCGAACGCGCUCUGACAAAUUGAGCAUCCCAGGGCGAUGACGAUCCUGUCACGAUUGAAUAUCAUGUAUAUGUGUAGAGUAUUCUGCCAGGUAAGCCUGGAAUCCACUGCAACACAAUUUCUUGACGAUCCUACUCAGAAUUGGGAGAUCCUAUUUUUCCUGCUGUAGCAUAUCAUUUAUUUCCGGUAUCUGAACUCUUGUGCAUUUCUGUGUCGAUCUAUCUCCAAUGCAGGUCAGCGCCAGCAUAGAUAAGUUUAGGCACCAAGACGUGUCAAACACUAUUCACGUAAUAAAUAACUGAUACUUUUUGAAGCCUCUGAUAUGUGGAGACCGAUAUAAAUGUAUCUAGCCUUCAGUUUUAUUGAUCGCUGCAGUUAAAAUUGGCCUUGAUUUAUCGUUGCACGAGUUGCGGUCUCACUGGUGGGUUGCUCAUGACGCUUCUUUGAUCAAACUUUUAUUGCAUUGGUCGCUAGAGAACCAAUUAUUAUUACAAUA
Messenger RNA from Physcomitrium patens, 3574 nucleotides. The record is from RefSeq and is a predicted model, not a curated record. NCBI's taxonomy places the organism in Eukaryota, Viridiplantae, Streptophyta, Bryopsida, Funariales, Funariaceae.